UUCAAUCCGCAACCACCGCGAAAAACCAAUUUUCGCCCCCACACGUGUCGGUCGCUCCCUAUCCUACCUAAAAUUGCACGCACACACACCCCCUGUUGCCCCCGACCUUCACUCCCCCCUCCUCCAUUUCUCCUCCUCCAAGUCCAAGUAAAUUUCCUUUUCUUCCCUUUCACCACUGUUCCACACUAUUCAUUCUCUUUCAUACUUACAUUGCAAUUUUCUUUUUUCUAAUUUUUUAUUCUCCCAAUUCAUUUCAUUUUAUCCCUAUACAUGCUAAAGGUUUGAUUUUGAACCCCAAUUCAAGGACCCAGUACCUCUCUACCAAUCGGCUGUGUAUAAAAAAAAAGAAAAAUAGAAAAAAGAAAGGUUUUGGGGUUUUGAAGAAAGAGACCAGGUGUUUUUGUUCGCCCUUUAUAAUUUGAUUAUUCUUUGAUUACUUUUGACGUUCAUAUGUUUUAGGCUCUUUCUAUCCAAAUUUGCUUUGCUCUUGGGGUGGAAUAUCACAUGAUUCUUUCAAAUCCUAGGUUCUUUAAUAUUCUCUUCGAGUUUUAUUUUUAUUGAUUAGUUACAUUGGGAAUUCUUUGAUUCCUACUGUAUAUAAGGAACCGCAUUAUUGAUUGGACAGAUGUGGUAGAAAUAAAGGUCAUGUUCUUGUAGGGUUAGUUGCAGGAUAAACUCUGUGAUGUUUUUGGUGCUCCGUUUUAGUUCGUCAUUGGAAAUUGAGGGUUUUCUUGUUUGAAAUAAAAUUUAGAACAUCGCCUCCCUCCACCCACCCACUCACCCAAAAAAUCAGAAAAAUAAGACAACCUUAGUUGGUUGGAGUUUAGUAGUUAUCAUAUCCUACACUUUUGGUUUAUUGGGAUAGUGAAGAUGGAAAAAAAUUGAUUUAGUUGUUGCUGUAGAGAUAUUGAAAUGGCCUUGAACUAUUCACAUAGGCUGGCCCCGGCACAUAUAUCUGAAGAUAUUUUGGUGUCACUUGUGAGGAUUAUGAAUGGGUAUCUGGUGGAGUGUGUUUCUGAAAAGAAUAGGGAUGUCUACUUGAGACCAUGGCAUGUGAGCCGAUUGGAAUCUGAUGAACUGAACUUUGGUUGUGAGAGGGACAUAGUUGACUGUUGCAGCUCAUCGGAACCAACCUCAAUGGACAUUGUUGACCGUUUGCCAUCUGAUCCUUUUGGGAUGGAUAUAAAAACUACUUUCACUGCCAUCACUGGGUGGUUGGAGGACUUGGAGGUUGAUUGUGAAGGGUACAUGAGGUGCAAUAAUGGCAUGUCCUGUCAAGAAGGUUAUGGUUUAUUUGCUGGAUGGAAUUUAAUUUGGAAUAGUUCUGUUAAGUUCCAACCUUUUCCACGCACUAUUCAGUUGAAUGAGAGACUGGGUAUGGGUAUGCAGGAUUACAUACCUUGUGAUUUUCAGUUUGACCACCAACUAGAUGCAGCUCUUACACUGAGUACACAUGAGGAUGAGGAAGGUAUGAGAUAUGGAUUGGCCCCAUAUGAUGUUGGAUUUCGAUCAGCCUGCGAUGUGGGGAAUGUUGGCUUCAGCAAUAGGAGUCCUAGUUGCAGUCUUGACAUGGGAUCCGCAAGGGAAGUGGAGGGUGCGUCUGAAUUUGAAGGAGCACCUCACGAAGCUUUUAAUUAUGUUCUUAGCUAUUUGGGAGUGAAAGACCUUUUGUCCAUAGAAAGGGUUUGCAGUUCCCUAUCAUCUGCUGUCCGAGGUGAUCCCUUGUUUUGGAAGACUAUCCACAUUGGUCAGCCUCUGAAUGAAAGGAUCACAGAUGACGUUCUCGUGCAAUUGGCCGGCAGGGCUCAGGGUAAGCUUGAAUGUCUGAGCCUAGUGGAAUGCCCCAAAAUCAGUGAUGAUGGUUUGAGGCGCGUACUAGAAGCAAAUCGAAGGUUAACUAAGCUGUGUGUUCCCGGAUGUACAAGAAUCAACAUAGAAUGCAUAGUUAAUUGUAUCAGAGCCUACAACUGCAAUAAUGAAUUUGGAGGUAUAAAACAUGUGAGAAUUGGUGGCCUCUAUGGCGUGAACCACGAGCAUUUCGAAGAGUUGAACUCAUUAUUGGGCUCUAGCAACAAUAAGAUUGAAAGUGCUCAGAAGCCACGUUUCUAUCACCGAGGGAACUUUUAUCUCCCACAUGAUGAUGAUCGCACAAUUGAUAUUGAAAUGUGUUUAAGAUGUGAGAAGUUCAGGUUGGUUUAUGAUUGUCCGAACGAAGGCUGUAAGGUUAAAGAUAAGUCACCUGAGGUGUGCAGAGCAUGUUGUAUCUGUAUAGGAAGGUGUGCUCAGUGUGGCCGGUGUAUUAAUGAUACUGAAUUUGAGGAGACGUUUUGUCUGGAAUUGCUAUGUUUAGAUUGUUUUAAGCAGCUGCUCAAGUAGCAAGACAAAGCUGGACAAGAAAGUCGACUCUUUGUAAGUUAUCACUGCAGUUUCCAUGGGUAAGUGUUGUCCAACUCCACCGUUCGAUACACUAGUGCAGAGGGGUUGGUAAAUCUUUUCGGGGCUAGUUGGAUACACUAGUGUGGAGGGGAUGAUGAUCUUGUUGGCACUUCUAGGUAAGGUUCUACGAGAUCUUUUCUUUUGUAAUAAGAAAAAAAAUGGCAAAAAAAAGGGAAGGAUAAAAAAGAAAAAAGAAUGCAUAGAAGUAUAAACUCUUGAAAAAGUUUGUAUGGUGAAUAAUUAGAGAUUGAAUCUGUUAAAAGGGAGAAUUGCAUGAGAAGCUAGAACAUUUUCACUUGUGAAUUUUUUUCACUAUUUGAAAGGCUUUGUAUAUAA
Salvia miltiorrhiza (redroot sage) is the source of this 2772-nucleotide messenger RNA. Its product is annotated as F-box protein SKIP14-like. The record is from RefSeq and is a predicted model, not a curated record. Gene Ontology annotation, cellular component: cytoplasm. NCBI's taxonomy places the organism in Eukaryota, Viridiplantae, Streptophyta, Magnoliopsida, Lamiales, Lamiaceae. Gene Ontology annotation, molecular function: protein binding.